Messenger RNA from Frankliniella occidentalis (western flower thrips), 5238 nucleotides. RefSeq names its product transcriptional regulator ovo-like. NCBI's taxonomy places the organism in Eukaryota, Metazoa, Arthropoda, Insecta, Thysanoptera, Thripidae. Bases 405 to 3332 code for a protein of 975 amino acids. Gene Ontology annotation, molecular function: RNA polymerase II cis-regulatory region sequence-specific DNA binding; DNA-binding transcription factor activity, RNA polymerase II-specific. Gene Ontology annotation, biological process: epidermal cell differentiation; regulation of transcription by RNA polymerase II. The transcript is spliced from 8 exons. Gene Ontology annotation, cellular component: nucleus. The record is from RefSeq and is a predicted model, not a curated record.
CCCGUCAGUCGUGUAGUCGCCUCCGUGCCGGAAGGCUGUGCGUCCGUGUGCGGGCCGCUCGCGUCGCUCUGGCAGGUUGGCAGUGCUGUGUUGUCUGUGUGUGUGAGAGAGAGGUGCUUCGCGGGCCGGUGUUGGCACGCCGUUGACAGCAGUGGAUACUCGUGACCAGUGGAUUAUUUUUGCCCUUCGCCAUGACCCGCGGACAGGGUCCCGGGGGUGGACCGCCCCAGUAGUGCGAGUGAGUGAGUGAAUCUCCGCCCGAGUGCACCCCGGGAUUUAGCACUCGUGCGAGAGAGAGAGAGAGGCGAGCUGCCGCGCCGCAAACUGUGUGUGCGUGUGUGUGAGUGCGGUGUCGCCGUGGUGAAUAUUCUUUUCUGGAUUAUCGUUGAAAACUCGCCGCCACCAUGCCGAAGAUCUUCCUCAUCAAGAAUCGGCUGCACCAGCAGCAGCUGAGGCUCGCGGAGGCGCAGAAGCGCGCCGAUGGGCCCCAGGACGGCAUCUCGCUGUCUCCGCCGGGGUCGCCGCUAUCCUAUCAGGACGCGCAGCCCUUGCCUCUCGUCAAGGACAAGGAGAAUGGUCGCCGCGAAGAUGGUGCCCGCCGCUGGUUCGCUGGUGCACCGCGCUCCUCCAGCCCGUCCCCGCCAAGACGGUUCACCUCGUCCAUCCUUGGCGGCGACGUCCCCUACGGAGCGCGCCACAUCCUCACGCGGGCCGAGCGCAAGGAGUACCCGUCGGACGGCUCGCCCGCCCGGGUGUCCGUCAUCCAGAGGACGCCGGUGCCCAAGCCAGAUGACGGCAAGGGGUCGACGCCCACCCCCGAGUCCAGCACGGACGCGGUGGCGCCCAGGACGCGCUCCCCCGAGCGCGCCAUGCCCUCCAAGCCGUCGACGCCGUCCCUGGCGCCUUCACCGGCCGCGCCCAGCAGCCGCAUCCCCCCGACGCCGAGCCCACCGCCGCCUCCCGGACCCCCGGACGGCAGCGUGGUGAUGGCCCCCGAGCAGGACGCGCCCAUCGACUACCACGUGCCCAAGAAGCGCUGCAGCACUGAGGAGCGGCUGGAGCGGGACAGGCGGCGGCACUGCACGGCCCGCAUCUCCAACGCCAUCACCCGCGGCCCCGGCCCCGGCCCGCCGCUCGGCCCCCCGGUGGGCCCACCGCACCCCGGCCACGGCCCCCUCGGCCACCCCGGGCGGGGCGCCUUCAAGCUGACGCACCCGCCCUCCGCGGGGCUGGCGGGGAUGCCCGCCGGGCUGCCAGGGCUCCUGCUGGCCGCGAGGCACCCCGCCAUCCUCCAGGCCGCCGCCGGCCACGGCCACGGCCGAUCCGCCGGUGGUGGCGGCGGUGGUGGUAGCAACGGCAGCGGUGGAGGUGGCUCCGGGGGUGGUUCCCACGGCUUCUCCAACGGCGGCUCCGGUGGCGCCGGCCUCGGUGGCGGCUCUGGUGGUGGCGCUCUGGGCUCCGGGGGUGGCUCCGGAGGUGGCUCCAUGAACCCCGGGGGCGGUGCCGGCGGCGGUAGGAGCAACUACGGCCCUAGCUCACCACCCACGGGCUGCUUGCCGCCGUUCUACGAGACCCUCAAGGGGGGCGGCAUGUCGUCGCUGUCCUCCCUGUCGGCCUUCGGUGGCCACCCUUACGGCGGCGGCGUUGGGGGCGGCUACACCAUGCUUCCCUCGGCGCACUCCCUGGACUGCGGAACGGACACGGGGCAAGGGCAGGGUGGAGGCGGCAUGGGAGGCUACGGCCUCGACGGCCCACUGCCCAAGCAGUACUCGCUCCUGCAGAACGUGUGCGCGUCGUACGGCCUCACCGUCAAGGAGGAGGACGACUUCCCCGGCUUCGACAUGCUCAGCUCCGGGAAGAUCGGCGGCCUGCCCCAGAUCUCCACCCUUACCGGCGGCUUCGUGUCCUCCGCGCAGGGCAACAACUACGACGUCAAUGACCAGAUGAUGGUGGACCUAACGGGCGGCUCAGUCGUGGAUCUCACGGCCACGCUCACCUUCUCGUCGGCCGCGGAGCACAGCGCGCUGCUCGAGUCGCUCUCGGACGCGGCGGACCUCUUCAUGACGAGGCUGCCCCACGACGACGACCUGGACGGGCCGGGCCCGGUCACGAGCAGCAGCAGCAGCAGCAACCAGGCCGCCGACUUGCUGCAGGAGGCCAUCCAGCAGCAUCAGCAGCACUCCGUCGGCUCGCCCCAGUCCUCCGAAUCCCUGGCCGGCUCGGUGGACCCCUUCCCAGAGUCGUCGCCGUACCCGAGGCCCUACGGCACGCCCGUGCAGAGCCAGUACAAGCCGACCGUCAGCUCGGCCAGCUCCACGUCCACCAAUGCCUUCAUGGGGCAUGACAGCUACCACGGCCUGCACAAGCAGGAGCCCGCCGCAGACCAGCCGCAGCUGCAGCAGUUGCAGGUGCAGGUCCACUUGCAGAACCCGCCGUCCAACGGCAACAGUAACAGUGGCAACGGCAACGCGUCGCUGCUGUCCCCCGGGCUGUCGUUCGACCUGGACUCGCCCACCACCAUGUCCCUGCCCUCGCCCGCGUCCUGCGGCGUGGACGACAACGCGCUGGGCGACUCGACGGCCUCCAUGUCGCCGCCGGGCUCCGUGACGUCCGGGAGGAGGGAUUCGAGCCACGCUGACCACGACAUGGGCGUUCUACCUUCACUGCAGGUCCGUGUGAACGUCAUCCAGCAACGGCUCGGCCUACCAGGAGACGUCGCUCUGGAGUUUGUGAACGGCGGGCACGGCAUCAAGAACCCCCUGGCUUCCCACGAGGUCAUGACCGGUCCACCGAGACCUGCGGCGCGCCCCGCGCCUGAGGACAAGGUUGCCGCCGAGGAAGUCGCGCCUCGGUUUCAGCAGAAUGGGAAGCCCACCCGCUUCUCGUGUCACCUAUGCACAAAAAGCUUUUCGCUGCAGCGGCUCCUAAACCGUCACAUGAAGUGUCACAGUGAUGUCAAACGCUACCUCUGCACUUUCUGUGGGAAGGGUUUCAACGAUACCUUCGAUCUUAAGAGACACACAAGAACACACACUGGUGUUCGGCCGUACAAGUGCAAUCUUUGUGAGAAGUCCUUCACACAACGCUGUUCUCUGGAAUCUCACUGUUUGAAAGUUCAUGGAGUGCAACACCAAUAUGCUUAUAAAGAGCGCCGCACAAAGAUGUAUGUCUGUGAAGAGUGUGGUCAUACGACAAAUGAACCAGAGGUCCACUACCUACAUCUUAAGGACAAUCACCCUUAUAGUCCAGCACUCCUUAAGUUCUAUGAUAAACGACAUUUCAAGUUCACGAACUCAAAUUUUGCUAACAUGCUUCUUCAAGUGCGCACCUGAAAAUCCGCCUGAAGAAGCAGUAUCAACAUAAGAGAUUUUUCUAAAUUUUAAAUGACAUACUGUACCUCUAUUCCUCUCUGCUGAUGUAUGUGUAGGUGUUGGCAGGAAAAGGCAAUUACUAAAUAGAUGUUCCUUUGAGCCAGAUUGACUGAAAAGACUUACCUGUAGGAAACCAAUUUAUCUGAGACCUUUCCUCAGAAUUUUUCCGUCCGAGGUGAAACUAUUGCACACUCAGCAUUUCUUGACAGUUGUGUUCUUCGGGAUCCCUCUCUUAUAUAUGAACCAAAAAGUAUAUAUUUGAGUAAAAUUUUGAGUCAAUUUACCUAAUUAUUUUUUAAGGAUAAGGUCUAUUUUUAUUGCUAUUUUUAUUUUUGCCUGGUAUUAUAGCUGUAAUAAUAUUGUUUUUGUUGUUGAGAGUGUUAAUUAUGACUGUUUGCUAAGUGCUUUGAAAAGGUUUUGUGCACCAUUUGAAAUAGUUCCAAGUGAUGACAAACACACUUUGCGGAACCCUCCUUGGAGAACAUCAUAAAAGUUAUGAUAAAACGGUUUUCAAUUUCUAAACAGUUAAUAUGUUCUAGAAUUGAGUCUAAGACUCGUGUGGCUCCUCCUUGAGGUUUCAUUUCAUCAUCAUGACUGAUCGAUCGCAUUAAUGGGACAGGCAUAAAUGUUGGAAAACAUUGCUAGAAGUAUUCAUCCUUGUACAGCGCUAUUAAAAAUGACAUGUUUCUAGCUAUUAAUGAGCCUGUCCCCUUAUCAUAACAUUAUAAUUUUGGUAAUUCAGAGUGAACAGUUAGAUGUGAGCAAAAUGCGUUUCCCAAAUAAUAUUUAAUAAUAUCAUUGUAAUGUCUGUUGUUAACAGAAGCAUCUUAAACAGUAGGUACCUGUGAUAUAUUAAUUUUAAAAGUAUAAGUACAAUAAUGGAUAGGAACAUACUGUAGAACGUAGACAUUUCUAUUAUUUUGAAUUUAGAUCAGAUUAGUUACAUAGAGAAUUGUUUAUUUGUACUUAUUGAAAACUGACACAGAUGGUGUUAGAUGUAAUGUAUGGGCUUGUUGGGAAUUUUCCUCUCUUUGUAAAUUCUCCCAGCAUAUAAUUGUCUCUGUUGUUUACGGGUCUGUCUGAAAUGGUUAUCUGAAUGAAAUCUGCGUUUGUGUGCAGUUGAGUUUAUAACUAUUACAAAUUAAUCAUCAUCCUACCCGACAUUGUUGUAUUUCAUUCAUUCAUGUCUUUAAUGUAGGAUUUAAAGUGGAUGUUUCAUGUUUAAUAACACAUUUUUAGCCAGUUCAGGACGUAGGUCACACCGUUUUGGAAAAUACUGUAUGGUGUUUGGUGGCUUGAGGAUUUAAGGGUACUUUUGUGAACUCUUUCUGAACGGGCUCUAAUUAUUAGACACUGAACUGAUUUCACUAUGAUGCGGGGUCCAUCAAAUGACUAAAACAGCUGUUUUAGUUUUAUGGUUUACAGUAUUUGGGUAAGGUCUCCUGUAAACCUAAAAUUUUGCGUGAACAAAAUCUUCUAUAUUGUUGUUAUCAUCUUGUGCUUGUUAAAGAUUUUCAAAAGACAUUUAUUUGUGAACAAUAUCUUGGUUGUAAGGACCCCACAUUUGCUCUAUUAAAAAGCUGGUUAGAGGUAGCAAAGUGCCUUGCUGAUGCACUGUAAGACACUUAGAAAUGGAAGAAAUCAAAACUACCAACAUGUGUCCUUUUUGUUUUGAUUGCUUUCUAUCUCAUCAGCAAUUUCUUUUCAUUCUUUGAUGUAUUAAUAUUUAUUAAGAAUGUGAAGAAACUCAAUUGAUGCUUUUGUACAGAUCCAAUCUUAAAUUAUUUGAAGCAAUAGUCCUUCGGCAGUAUAAUAUUCAGUUAGUCAGGAUUCACAAUGUAUUUAAAUAAACAACUGGAAAAGUAAA